Messenger RNA from Somion occarium, 1605 nucleotides. The record is from the annotation of a GenBank genome assembly. Lineage: Eukaryota; Fungi; Basidiomycota; Agaricomycetes; Polyporales; Cerrenaceae.
GUCCGUUGAUGCGGCCUUCCUCCAUAUUGGGACCUGCAAGGACGCGGCGUCGGGACUGUAAAGCUUUUAUAUAGCGACGGCCACAGUUGGUCUUCCAUGCAAGCAAACUCGAAGCUCACUGCGUCAAUCCUUCGACUGAGUAUCCAGGUCGAUGAUAAAUUCGAAGGCACCAAACUUACUUUACUCAUUCACAUCGCCAGUGAUAUUCUUCAAGGCUCGCAGAUUGGUAAACUGUCUCGGUAGGAUGGGAAGUAUACUGAACGAUGCAUACUUUACUUAGUCACUGGGUCUCACUACUACUCCACACGGUCCCUUCGUGGUGAGAACCCCGGCUUUGCAGGCUGAAUGAGGUGAAUAGCCCCUUCCCUGGAACCUGCGACCACUUCGACAGUCAAUUAGUGCUAUGCGAUCUUUCAUCCAUAGGGUCUUCCCUCUUGCAUUUGUAGGUUGUGUUGCUAGCGUGGUCCAUCCAUCUCAACAAGCAAUUCCAGAGUUUGUCAUUGAAUUCGCACCACUUUCCCACCUUUGGUCGCAAGAAAAAUGGUUCCCUUCAGAUAUAUCUACUCAUCUAGCGCACGUCCUCCCUGAAGUCAACUUCACCAUCGUCUCGGACUCUAUAGGUUUCCAAGAUAUCGGGAGUCUCGGCAACGAUGUCUUCUUGACAUCUAUAGAUCCCGUUGAGGAUGAGCCGUCAUGGAUGUUAUCUACGGAGAACAAACCUGAGGGCAAAGGCUUGAGUGGUGCGCCUGCUACGAUCAUCUGUAUAGAGAAAGAAGGAGGUAUCUUGGAUGCAUUCUACUUUCAUUUCUAUUCUUUCGAUGAAGGAAAUUCGAUCCUUGGUCAAGAGUUCAGUGACCAUGUCGGUGACUGGGAACAUAUCAUGGUCCGCUUCGUGAAUAAUACACCUUCGGUCAUCUACUUGAGUGCCCACAGCGGCGGUUUUGCCUUCAACUAUUCCGCUUUGCAAAUGACCCGCCACCGCGCAACUACGUUCAUUGCUGGCGGUACUCACGCUAACUACGCUAGCCCUGGUCCUCAUCUUCAUGGCCCAGACAAUCUCUUGAAUGAUCGCACAGACGCGGGACCGCUAUGGGACGUUACUCUGAACUUCCGAGGCUAUUGGUUUGAUAUCCCGGCUCAAACCUUCAGCGUUGCGAGUGGUGCUGGUCUUGGAAGAAAGGAAGAGGGCGAUGAGGGCGUUGGAUGGUUACAGUUUGAGGGUAUGUGGGGAGAUGAACAGUAUCCGGUCCCAGAGCACGGUCAAGUCUGUAAUGCGACAUUCAACGAAUGCAAGUUCUCAAGUGGCCCGACAGGACCGAUCGCCAAGAAUCUGGGCCGUAAUCAAGUUUGCGAACAUGAAACGAACUGCACAAUCUCCUCAUCUGUCUAAGAGCAUUGUUUUAGCAGUCAUAUCUCAGUCGAGAUUCACAGUGCUUUGUGCAGACAUGUGCCCUCUUCCGCUGAGUUCGAGCUUCGAUGUCAGAUUGGUGUUUCCGAUUGCCUCUGUCGAUCACGAUCUUUCCAUACCAUGUGUACGUCGAUUGUAUAUUUUCAAACGUUCCAUUCGUGUUCCGCGCUCACCGAAUCCCCGCAAAUCUCGCACUG